AUGCUCUUCAACCUCCCCAAAAAGUUUGAAAUUCUACCAGAUCCCCAGUACAUCCAACCAGUCCCUUCUAUUAUGGCAUAUCAAAGUCUUAACCCAGCAUUCCAGGCUACUCUACAUUUUGAAAACUACCAGUUUGGAAAAGUCAAUCGGGCCUUUCGUAAAUGCAAUUCGGUUGGCGGCAAAGGUCAAAACUUUGCUAUUGCAUGCGCUCAGUAUGGUGAAAGUGACAAGGUGAGUGUGAUACAGUUUGUUGGCGGAAUGACCGGUCGGUAUAUUCAAGCGUUUCAAGAGGAGAAUAAUAUUAGUCAUAUUAGCAUUAAUACACAGAAAGCUACUCGUACAUGCACUACGAUUUUGGACGAACGAACCGGAGAAAUGACCCAACUUAUAGAACCUGCUGCGCGAGUUGAAGCAGCACAAAGUGUACAAUUAGAGAAACUGGGACCUUGCCUCCUGGAUUGACUGGAUCUACAUAUACAUUGAUUGCACAAUUAAAACCGCCUGGAGUCGUGUUGCUUCUUGAUGCGUACCAAUUCCCAGAUUGUUUACUUACAGGGAAUGUAGAUAUUCUUAAAAUCAAUGCAGAAGAGUCACGAUUGUUGGCAUCAAUGGGUGAGGAUGCAGACUUGAUUGAAGUGGGUAAAAAGCUACAUUCAAUGUACCGAGUCAGAUUUAUUGCAGUUACAAACGGACCUGACCAAGCGUGCUUGUUUGAGUCGGUUACACUAGCUCACCAAGAUGGGCCACGUAUGCUGAAUAUAACGACAUAUGUGAUUCCACCUGUUUUGACUGUGCUGAGUGAGAUGGAAGACAUUGAGUCACUACCAUCAUCGCCACGCUCAUAUGCACUUCCAGAAGCCACAGGAGAGCCCAGUGUCAUGCAUACAGUUCUCAAAACUCAAAAUCAUUCAGGAUCUAGUUUCACGUCGUUUAGUUGUAAUAGACAGGCAAAUAUCAAUGGAUGCAAUGGUGGGAUCAAUGGAACACGUGAAAUUGUAAUCAAUCCACUUGGAGCAGGUGAUACAUGUAGUUCGAUUUUUACAUUGGAAUACCUGGAUACUUUGGAUGCAGUGAGCUCAUUUCAGCAUGGACUAGCAGCAGCAUCCGCAUCAUGUCUAAUGGUGGAUUAUACAUCGUAUUUUGAUGUGAAGAUUCAAAAUGCAAUUUACGAGCGGAUUGUCCGCAAUACGACGAAUACUCCGCUGUUGUUUGAUAUCAUGACAGACCAGCUGGUUGCUGAUCAGGAUGUUAUGCUUGAUGAGAAUGAUUCUACAGGAGAAGGACAACUCGACUUUAUGGAAAUUGAUCGUUUGCAAGAUGUGGGUAUCAAUCAAGCUGAUAUCGCCAAGCUCAAGACUCAGGGUAUUACUACCAUCAGAGGAAUCCAAAUGGCAACGAGUAGAAACCUUCUCAAAGUAAAAGGGUUUAGUGAGAUCAAGGUUGAAAAAAUCAAGGAUGCUGCAUCCAAGUUGAUUGCCAAUGGGUUUAUCACUGGCACUGAGCUUGCUGUAAGACGCAAGUCUGUGCUACGUAUCACUACAGGGUCUGUGCAGUUUGAUCACUUAUUAGGCGGUGGAGUUCAAUCCAUGAGUAUCACCGAGGCAUUUGGCGAAUUUCGUACUGGCAAGACUCAAUUAGCACAUACACUUAUAAACGAUCCCAAACCGAUUUGA
Batrachochytrium dendrobatidis JAM81 is the source of this 1673-nucleotide messenger RNA. RefSeq lists its product as uncharacterized. The coding region runs from base 609 to 1673 and encodes 354 amino acids. Gene Ontology annotation, molecular function: single-stranded DNA binding; ATP-dependent DNA damage sensor activity; ATP binding. Gene Ontology annotation, biological process: DNA repair; DNA recombinase assembly; chromosome organization involved in meiotic cell cycle. Gene Ontology annotation, cellular component: condensed nuclear chromosome. The record is from RefSeq and is a predicted model, not a curated record. The transcript is spliced from 13 exons. Lineage: Eukaryota; Fungi; Chytridiomycota; Chytridiomycetes; Rhizophydiales.